Molecule: messenger RNA, 1083 nt
Organism: Cynara cardunculus var. scolymus (artichoke)
Lineage: Eukaryota; Viridiplantae; Streptophyta; Magnoliopsida; Asterales; Asteraceae
Product: CTD nuclear envelope phosphatase 1
Exons: 1
Coding region: 1-1014 (337 amino acids)
Molecular function (GO): phosphoprotein phosphatase activity
Source: RefSeq, a predicted model, not a curated record
AUGGUGUCUAAAGCUAACAAGCCAAAAGGAUCUCCAGCCGCCCACCCCAAUCGGAAUCUCCGCCGUCGUAGGAGGACUCCAGUCACCACCGCCACCAAGACAGCGUCCGUAGUAGUUGCCUCCAUUAAUAAAUCGAUCUACACCUGCCACCGCCGUCUCAUAAAGAUCUUCUCCAAGCUCGUCCGUAUCGCCACUCCAAAAGGUAAAUCCUCCGUCAAAAAAGGCUAUCAAGUUCUCAAAAAAUUCUCCAUCUCCACCGACGACCAGAUCGCCACCGUCCGCCGCUCACUCUUCCAAGAGCCAACCGCCUCCCUUCCUCCACCUAAUUCCCCCAAUCAAAAGACGGUGUUCCUCGACCUUGACGAAACCCUAAUCCAUUCCACACCAGCCACCGGCCCAUCACUUCCAGGAAACUACGAUUUCGUAGUCAAGCCGUUGCUCGAUGGGGAAAGAGUUGGCUUCUACGUGCUCAAACGUCCGUUUGUUGACGAAUUCCUUCAAUUCUUAAGCAGAAACAACUUCGAAAUCGUCAUUUUUACGGCGGGAAUAGAGGAAUACGCUUCGUUGGUGCUGGAUAAACUGGAUUGGAGGGGUUUGAUCUCGCACAGAUUGUAUCGGAAUUCAUGUAAAGCAAUGGAGGGGAAGUUCGUAAAGGAUAUAUCAGAUUUAGGGCGAGAUUUGAAACAAGCGGUGAUCGUUGAUGACAACCCAAAUUCAUACGGUUUGCAGCCGGAAAAUGCAAUCCCGAUCAAACCAUUUACGGAUGAUCUUAGAGACGAUGAACUGAAGAAAUUGAUGAGUGGAUUUUUCAGGAGGUGCAAUGAAUUUGAAGAUUUGAGGGAUGCUGUGAAGCAUUGCGUUGGUAACGAUGGAGUCGAGAAUUCAAAAUCUCAGAAACCGAUGGAAGAUGAGAUUCUGGAAAACAGUAAGAAUUUAAAAUUGGAGAAAUGGAUUGAAGAUGAGAUUUUGGAAAACAGUAAGAAUUCAAACUUUCAAACUCUGAUUGAAGUUUGAAUCAUAGAUUUAUUUCCUUGUGAUUUUUUAUCUAAUCGUCAAGCUUUCUUGAAGAAUUUGAUUGCAGAU